AUGAUGGCCAGCAUGCCCUGGAGCUGGAGUUGGGUUCCAUGUGCACUCUUGUCACCGCAGCCGUUGCAAGACUCUUCAUAUCGGCCGGAGCUCAAGGAGCUGAAAGGGCUUGGCGAAAAGUCCCGCCGAUCUGCCGAUGCCCGGUGGGGUGACUACGCUUGGCCGAACUUUCCAGAGCACUGGGCCUUCCCUGGCUGGCAUCAGGUGCUCACAGCCACAGCGGUUUCGGAUGUGGCCCGCUUGGGCGGGGCCAUUGCCGCUCGCAUCCGGCAGGCUUGGCCGGGAUUCUUGUAUCAAAAAGGCUGCAUUGGCGCCAAAGCCGCCUUUCAGUUCGUGAAGGCGCUGGUCAAUGCGAUGGGCUAUUUGAGCCAUGACCCCGAUGCCCCGCCCGAGCGAUUUUUGGGCUUCCAAGUGAGAGAAGGCGAGGCCUCGGAGCGUGGCCGCGAGCUCCGCUUGCGGGUGCUGCCCCUCCACGUGGCCCCCAGCGAGCUCAAGGCCUCGCCGAACACCGCCGCCGCUGGUCCAGACGUCGCGGCCACGGACCUCCUCGUGGGGAACGGCACGGUGCCGGCGAAGGCGGCGGCCGCCAUGGCGGGCGCGCUGCGCCCGCAGGGCGGAGGUCAUGGAAAGUAUCCGCUGGUGCGGGCCAUGGGGUCGACGGCAGUGCACCGGGCGAUGGUGUCUGGGAUGUUGGCGCAGAGGAAGUUUCUGGACAAUGAUGAUCGUGGUGUGACCUUUUGCAUCGUACCCUACUGGUCUGUGGAACUCUCCUCGGAGCAGAACAAUAAGUACAAUAUCCAGAAGCGCAUCCGUGAACACAAACGACGAGUCAAGAAGGAAGCCAAAAAGCUUGGAUUGAAAAAGCGGAUCAGAAAAGAUCCUGGCAACUUGGCGAAUCGGGUCAAGGAGAAAAACAAGCUUGACCGGCAACAGCAGCGAAAGGAUGCAGAGGAGACGGGGAUUUGGUGGCUGGGAUGGUGCUUGCCAGUGGCAUUGUCUGACAUUGCUGGAAGUAAGCCUGGCAAUGUGAUAGUCUUCAACUUGGAGAUGCAGCGGAAGAAGGAGUCCGAGCGGCGGAAGAAGCGCGCGGAAGACGUGCUAAUGGCUCAGCUGGAGGCGCUGCAAAGGAUGCUGCAGAAAGCGGACAUCCUGCUGAUAACUUUAGAUGCCAGAGAUCCACUUCACUGCAGAUGUGCGGAGUUGGAAGCCUGGGUCAAACAGAAUCAAAAGCGCCUGAUCUUUGUCCUGACAAAGGUUGACUUAAUUGUACCUCAACAAGCUGCGGACUGGCAACAUGCACUUGGCCAGGUCGGUCCAGCAGCUUGUGUCCAGGUCGAAGCGGGUGGUGAAGGAGUUAAGGAGUUGCUUCACAUGCUGGGUGCUCGCAAGUCCAGUGAGGGCGAGGGCCCAACUGUCGGCGUUCUAGGCUACGAAGGCACUGGCAAGACGAAGUCGCUGCUGAAGGCCCUGCGCCGCGAAGCCGCCGGGGCGACGUCGCCACAGCUCGUGGAGUCGGUGGGACGCCUGAGACCUGCAGAGGACCCUGAGGGCGAGGAGGCGCUGAAUGCAACGCUGCACCUGGCCAUGCGGGGGCUGCUGUCGAAACGUGAAGCAGGCCCAGAGCCCUUGGAGGUGGUGCGGCACCUGGUCGCCCGCUGUGGGCCACAGGCGCUCAUGCGCCGCUAUCGGCUGCCGGCCUUCGACGGCCCUGAAGGCUUAGUGCAGGCUUGGGCCAAGGCGUUCAAUGUGAAGACCAAGAAGGGAAAAGUUCCAGGUGUAGAGGCAGCGGCUCAGCUCUUCUUGCAGCAGUUGGCCACCAGCCCCUGCUGUAGUUGUUUGCCUCCGGGUCAGUUGGAGGGCGGUGGCCUCUGGGAAGGACAUGAGCGGAAGGAUUUGGAACCUGUGAUGAAGGCACAGCUGGAUCUGCUGCGCGGGCGUGAGGCUUCGGGAGCUCGAGGCCUCACGUGGCCCUCCCAUGGCCUGGGGCCAAGCAUCGCGCUGCAGGAGUUGGAGCUCAUGGACCAUGUGGAGGAUGAAUCCGACGAUGGAAUGGAUGAUGGUGAGCGUCGUGUUUGUUUCCUAUUGGUGUUUGUUUCCUCUUGCCCGAUUGUGCUGUGA
Durusdinium trenchii is the source of this 2118-nucleotide messenger RNA. The record is from the annotation of a GenBank genome assembly. Lineage: Eukaryota; Dinophyceae; Suessiales; Symbiodiniaceae.